AUGAUACUUUUGGAAUACAUCAGCAGACACGAACGGUCUUAUCCUGAAGGCAAUGCGUGCUCGGGCCGAAGCGUCGACUUAGAGAGAGCUACAUUCUUCACGAUUGGACAAGAAUCCACCGGACGGGAAUCGGUCGCAGAUGUCGUUACUCUGGCAGAAAGGGUGGUGACCCAAACUAUUGCAAAGGGUGUUUCUUUUGAUUCCAAUCCAAGUCUGACGUUCGGCACAAUAGCUUUGACCCACAAGCCCCAGCCACAAUGGGUUCCGGUUCGUGCCAAAUACGACACUGGCAGCGAUGUCAAUCUGGUCCCAACUGAGCUUAUCGUUUCUAAUGACCUCUCCAGCUUCUUAGUCGAAGAAGAAGACACGUUCAUCGGUUUGAACAACCAAGAAUAUCACACACGUCACACUAUCACCCUUAAGUGGUGCGCUGCCAACAUGCAUAAGAUGCGCACGACCAAGUUCCACGUUACGGACGACUUGCCCUUCGACAUGGUGCUAGGCGAUCCAUUCAUCCAGGAGAAUGCUGUCUUCAAUCCACAACGAGUAUCGUUGCCAUUACGGCGAAAGCAUCGCGGCUCCGGUAAUUUGUUGUCCCCGUACAACUUAACUUGA
Didymosphaeria variabile is the source of this 615-nucleotide messenger RNA. RefSeq lists its product as uncharacterized. The transcript has 2 exons. Bases 1 to 615 code for a protein of 204 amino acids. Lineage: Eukaryota; Fungi; Ascomycota; Dothideomycetes; Pleosporales; Didymosphaeriaceae. The record is from RefSeq and is a predicted model, not a curated record.